UUCAUUACGAAACAUAUAUUGUGGGCUUGAAACAUUUGCAGCCACACCCGGUGGGUACAGACAGUGAGACAGCUAGAUAAUGGAGAGGAUUCUCGUGUUUCAUAUGUAGCGGGUCACGUUGUCACCGCUGCAUCCUUUUUCUCCUCGCUUGAUGAUACCUACAUCAGUGGCAGACGGAAAUGUGGAAGUCAAGAAGGGGGACAGUAUGAUUGUUGAGCUGAAGUGGGCGGAAUUCGAGGGUCCAGGCCCAAACCUUGCAGUUCUUUUUUUAGGUACUAUCCACCAAAUAUCAACCAGAAUUAUAUCAUUUUGGUGGCCCAACUUGCACCUGUCGUACUUUUAACUUAGGAGUGGCUUGGCAAGCAUAUUAAUACUACGGGGAUAGUCAGGACUAGAAACUAACAGUCGAAUUCCAGGCAGUAAUGCACAUCUCCAUGCGGCUUAUGAGAGAAAGAUCCACCUAGCAAUCCAUAAUGAGGCCCGAAGCUUCCUUGAAAUUUCAAGUUGGUAAUUCCGGUCAUGAAGUUGUAGCCAAAAUUCCGAAAAAACAUGUAACUAGGGACAAGAAUCGAGGCGGGUUUAUUUGGAAUGUGUAAUGACUACACUUGAAGGGAGGACAGGGUCCACAAACCUUCAAUAUAUAAAGGGUAGGAGAGUCCCCUUCUUCCUCGUCAGUUUCCAUUUCACUACCACUAUUCAGCUUUUAAAAGCAUUAGCCCCAAAGCUGCAAACGAAUAAAAACACAAACAAGUAAAAAUGAAGUACUCCAUCGCUAUCCUUACUGCAAUUCUCGGGGUUGUGGCUGCCCAACAACACGAACAACAUGAACAGCACGAGCAACACGUCCAACACUCUCAAAACAACAACCAUCACACUCAAGACCACAACAAUAACCAUAACAACAACGACCACCACAACAACGAUCACCACGACAACGAUCACCACAACAACAACCACAACAAUAAUAAUGAUCACCAUCACAACAACAACAACAAUCGUGAGCUCCAUGAAGAAACCACUAAUGUUCAAAAUGAGCGUAGAGGAAAUGACAUCAAGAAGAUUGAAUACUUUGCAACUGCCAUGGCUCCUUAUUACGGCGAGAACCCAGGUUUGCAACCAUGGUUAUCUUCUUACUCUUCUCUCGUUGAACAAAACCCAAGGACCAGAGACAACAGGCUUUUCAAGACUCUCUUCAAGGAUCCAGUCUUCACCAGCUGGCAACACGCAGAAAAUCAACGUACGAAGACUGCUAAACCCACCAAGACCAAGACCACCAAGACCAAAGCUCCAAAGACCACCAAGCCACCUAAGCUGGAUGAACUAAAGGAUAACGAUAUGAAGAAGGUUGAAUUUUUCGCUACUGCUAUGGCUCCUUAUUUUGGUGAAAACCCAGGUUUGCAACCUUGGUUGUCCUCUUACUCAUCUCUUGUUGAACAAAACCCCAAAACUAGAAACAAUAAGCUUUUCAAGACUCUCUUCAAGGAAAAGGUGUUUACCAGCUGGCAACAUGAGUACAAAAAGUAUACCAAGACUGCCGAAAAGAGGGAUGCUGAGAUUACCGGUCUUGCCGAACGUGAAGACAAACAAGAAUCAGUUACAACUCCUACUGCAGGUCGUUCCACUAGCAACAAAAACGCUGGUGUUGUUGAAGUUGCAGCUGCUGAAGUUGUUUUUGCAGCCGUUGUAGCCGCCCUUCUCUAGAUAUAUUUCCUUGAUGUCAUUCUUAGGCUCACCUUUUGUUGAUUGAUUUUAAUACGAUGUUUCCUAUUAGAAGAGUGUAGCUGUAGCUGUAGAAAAUGUACCAUCCAUGCACCCACCACGAGCUUAUU
Molecule: messenger RNA, 1829 nt
Organism: [Candida] anglica
Lineage: Eukaryota; Fungi; Ascomycota; Pichiomycetes; Serinales; Debaryomycetaceae
Source: the annotation of a GenBank genome assembly